Phlebotomus papatasi is the source of this 833-nucleotide messenger RNA. RefSeq lists its product as uncharacterized. Bases 57 to 656 code for a protein of 199 amino acids. The transcript is spliced from 2 exons. Gene Ontology annotation, cellular component: nucleus. Gene Ontology annotation, molecular function: DNA binding. The record is from RefSeq and is a predicted model, not a curated record. NCBI's taxonomy places the organism in Eukaryota, Metazoa, Arthropoda, Insecta, Diptera, Psychodidae.
CUCAAUAUUUCUGGCAAAUUUUAGUGGAAUAAAGUGUUUAAUCUCGAUAGUUAACGAUGGGUAAAAAGGCAAAUAAAUUGAAAAAGUACAAAUCCUAUACUCAAGACCAAGUGAACAAAGCACUGGAAGCUUUUCGUCAAGGAAAGUCACUAAGUCAGGUGUCAGUAUUAUUUGGGGUGCCAAGAACAACACUUUUUAAUAAGCUGGCCGGGAAAUGUCUGGAAGAAUGCUCUGGGGGAAGGCCUCCUACGCUGCCAAAAGAUAUAGAAGAUGAGCUCGUUGAAUGGAUUUUAGGAUGCAGUGACAAGUGGCAUCCUAUAACAAAAGAUCAAGUCCUCAACACUGUGCAAAUUAUUUGUAAGAAGUUCAAGAUUGUCAACAAGUUCACCGAUGGAAGGCCAGGAUACUCUUGGUUCAAGAGCUUUUUGAACAGAUACCCAGAAUUGAGACUUCGUACACCAGAAGCAUACACAACCCAAAGAGCUGGUAUUACCACUGAGGACAUCACUGAGUGGUUUGAGAAAACUCAUGAAUAUUUAAAAUCCAAAGAUCUUCUGGAACUUCCUCCUGAUCGCGUCUUUAAUCUAGACGAAACGGGUGUAAUGCUUUCGCCCAAAGGUGGACAGGUAUCUAUUAUUAUUCUAUGGAGUUUUUAAAUUCAUUUUUGAAGUUUUUUGUGACAAUUCGUAUGAUUAAAUUUCUCACAAUGUUUCCAUAAGGUUCUGGCAAAAAAGGGGUCAAAAAUAGUCGGAAAAGUGAUACCUUCGGGCGAGAAAGAUACUGUGACUGUCCUAUUUACCAUCUCGGCUGCUGGGAAUUUGGCUCUCCAAUGG